This is a messenger RNA of Oncorhynchus masou masou (cherry salmon), 3329 nucleotides long. Its product is annotated as mitogen-activated protein kinase kinase kinase 20-like. NCBI's taxonomy places the organism in Eukaryota, Metazoa, Chordata, Actinopteri, Salmoniformes, Salmonidae. Gene Ontology annotation, biological process: signal transduction; protein phosphorylation. The coding region runs from base 235 to 2667 and encodes 810 amino acids. The record is from RefSeq and is a predicted model, not a curated record. Gene Ontology annotation, cellular component: cytoplasm. The transcript is spliced from 20 exons. Gene Ontology annotation, molecular function: protein binding; protein kinase activity; ATP binding.
UUACAGCGUUUGGUAGCCCGGGUCAAGGAAGUUGGGUAACUCUAGAAUUCACAGAAUGGGGAAGUCAUAGACGUCACGCUCGGGUUCUGAAAGUGGGGUCUUUACAGUACUGUAUUUGGUUAUGUGUUUACCUACAGAAGUUACGCUACACCUUGGAUUUGUCAGACUGUGCCAGUUUUAUUUGUUGGAAAAGUCAAAGACAGACGUCGAGUUGGGUCCGAGUGUCAUUAUGAGAUGUCGUCUCUCAGUGCCUCCUUCGUGCAAAUCAGGUUUGAUGACAUCCACUUCUACGAGAACUGCGGCGGCGGCAGCUUCGGGAGCGUGUACCGAGCCAAGUGGAUCUCCCAGGACAAAGAGGUGGCGGUGAAAAAGCUACUCAAGAUCGAAAAUGAGGCUGAAAUCCUCAGUGUGCUCAGCCAUCGCAACAUCAUUCAGCUCUAUGGGGCGAUCCUUGAAGCACCCAACUAUGGAAUCGUCACCGAAUAUGCCGGUGGAGGGUCCCUGUAUGACUAUCUGUCCAGUGCAGAGAGUGAAGAGAUGGACCUGGGACAGGUUAUGACUUGGGCCAUGGAGAUUGCCAAAGGCAUGCACUAUUUACACUCAGAGGCCCCGGUCAAGGUUAUCCACAGGGAUCUGAAGUCCAGGAAUGUGGUUGUGACGGCAGACAAAGUUCUUAAGAUCUGUGAUUUUGGGGCAUCCCGGUUCCACUCCCACACCACACACAUGUCCCUGGUCGGCACGUUCCCCUGGAUGGCCCCGGAAGUCAUCCAGAGCCUGCCCGUGUCUGAGACCUGUGACACCUACUCCUACGGUGUGGUUCUGUGGGAGAUGCUCACCCGGGAGAUUCCCUUUAAAGGCCUGGAGGGAUUACAAGUCGCCUGGCUGGUGGUGGAGAAGAGUGAGAGAUUAACCAUUCCCAGUAGCUGCCCAACUAGUUUCGCUGAGCUGAUGAGGAAGUGCUGGGUGACUGAGCCAAAGGAAAGACCCAUGUUCAAACAUAUCCUUACAACCCUGGAGUCCAUGUCCAAUGACAGCAAGCUUCCUGAACAGUGCAACUCCUUCCUACACAACAAGGCUGAAUGGAGCUGUGAGAUUGAGGCCACACUGGAGAGACUAAAGAAGUUGGAGCGGGAUCUGAGCAGCAAAGAGCAGGAACUGAAGGAGAGAGAACGUCGCCUGAAGAUGUGGGAGCGCAAGCUCAUUGAGCAGUCCAACACCCCGCUCCUUUCCAACCUUCAUAUUCAUUCCUGGACAGAGGAACAUGUGCACUUUUGGCUACAGCAGAUAUUUGGGGCGGGGGAGGGGGCAAGUGGUAUGCAGCUGUAUGGUGACCUGUUUAAGGAAAACCACAUUACAGGCAAGAGGCUGCUGCUGCUCACGGAAACGGACAUGCGAGACCUGGGGGUCAAGUCCAAAGGUCACAUCAUGCACCUCAAGAGGGAAAUUGAGAAGCUAACCAAUGAUUACAUGGUGCUCUUCCACUUCCCUCCACUAAUGAAGGAUGAGUGUGCAGAGGAGGAGGAGGAGGAGGAGAGGAGGAAGAUUGUUCAUCUGGAGCUGGUGUUUGGGUACCACUGGAAAGCGGGAACGGGUCACUCGGACUGCAAAUGGAAAAUGUACAUUGAACUUGACGGAGAUGAAAUUGCAAUAACGUACAUCAAGGAUGUGACCUUUAAUGCCAACAGACAGGAUGUGGAUGUCCUGAAGAUGACCAAGCCUCCAUUUGUGAUGGACAAAUGGGUAGUUGGACUAUGGGAGAAUGAGGUUGUUGACUGCAUUGUAAAUUAUGAGAACGACGUGAGAUCACCCAGGUGUACGAGACAUAGCCAUGCAGUGAGGUGGAACCCCACCGGUGGACGAGAUGAGAUCAAGACUGUAGAGCUGCUGAUAGAAACAGCUCAGUUAAACAUUGAAGGAAACCCCAGAAGCAGAUCAAACUCAAAAGAUGUGGAUCCCAGAUGGUUGUACAACCUGAGACAGAGGCAGCUGAAGAGCCAGUCAGCAGCACAGCAGCAUGGUGCCCAGACCCCCACCGGAGGCUCAGAAACCCGCACCCUGUCUCAGUUCCUGUCUGCAUAUGGAGAUCAGGCCUCUUCCUACGCUGCAGCAGUGCGGAGGUCUCCCAACAGCCCCCUCUCUCCCUGGUGCUCCCGCAGCUCGUCCCCUACCGCAGGCCUGUCCGCCAUGCUCUCCCCCCUCUACCUGGGGUCAAAGGGCAGCAGCCCAUCCAGCACCACCUCAGAGAGUCCCUUGGAGCGCGAACGCCUGCUCAGUGCCGGGGAAAUGCAAGGUUACCACAGGCACAGAAGCUACAUUGACAACUCAUUGAGUGCAACAAGGGGCCACAACAGAGACACGUGGUCCCAUACAAGGGGCAACUUCACACAGAAUAAGUCAAACAGAACCUCACAGCAAAUGGGGAGGCCCCGGACCAAUAAUUACAGUGUAGCAGGUCAGAACCGAGCCAGGGUGAUACCGGGCAUAUCGGCGGUGGUGGAAAACCUCACUACAGAGCAAGAGGGAGCUCAAGUCAGUGAGGGGGGAUGGAUCAAAGUGGAGCGCCAAAAAAGGUUACCUCGACAGGACAAUAAACAGGCCAGAGGAAGACAGAGGAGAGGGUGUCGAGGUGGCCGUGGUGGACGAAGCGGAGAAUCAUUUGCUGUUUGAAAGUGUUAACAUCUCUUAACAGACAUCAGGAUUCCUUUGAACAUUCACCUUCACACAACUUCUAUAUAUACACAUUUUCUCUCUGGGGGGGGAUCUUUCUAUGUUAUUUGAGCUAGGGAGAAUUGUGUUUUAGGGAAUGCACACAAUUCAGUCUUUUUGGGCAGAUUUCUGAAAUGUACUGUACGCACUCAAAUAUUUUGGGGAUUUAGCAUCUACAUAUCAUUUGUAGUUGUAUUUUGUGGACUAUUGUACAUAAGCCUAUUGUAAAUUGUAUAGUCUACAUUGUCCUAAUCUUUUUAUAUAUGAGAUAUACUGUAUAGCUAGAUAAUUAUUUUACUACAAUAAAAAAAGUUAAUCUACCUAUUGGAUUCAUAAAUGGAAUAGGUGUUUAUUUUUAAAUAGUCUAUAACUAUAUGUUGGGUAAAAAAAAGGAUAAACAUUACAUGAAAGUUCAAAGUAUUAUUUCAUUAAACAAGGAAGCGAAGACAACACCAGAUGGAAAGGACGCGGGAGUUUUUCUAUAAACCCGCCCAUUUAAGCAAAUGUAGACCUUGGGAUAUCGCGCCACUGCUUAGUUCUUGAAAGGUUAGAUGUUGGUGGAUCCGUAUAUGACAUAAUGUUUUAAAAAAUGUGCACAAAAAUAAAGAUGUCCACCAGCAGUA